CUUAGAUAUCGCUUACACAACCGUGUCUUUUCUUCAUUCUGCCUGCAUCUCCUCGCCGGUGUGUGGGAACCUACACGUUUUUUUUUAAUUUAACAGCCAAACAGCGUUUUAGAAAUGAGUGGGGACCAUUCCCACAACGAGGACCAGAUUGACUGUGGCUCCCGGGUCAAUGACUCUCACAAGCAUAAAGACAAAUAUAAAGAGAAGGAACACAAACAUAAGGACCACAAGAAGGAUAAGGAGCGGGAGAAAUCAAAAUAUGGAAACAGCGAUCACAAGGAUUCCUCUGAUAAAAAGCACCGAGAUAAGGAGAAGGAAAAGAUGAAGCACAAAGAUGGCAGCACAGACAAGUAUAAGGAAAAGCACAAGGAGAAGAGGAAAGAAGAGAAGAUGAAGUCCUUUGAUGAGAAAAUAAAAAAGGAAAAGGAGAAUGGCUUUGCCAGCCCACCGUAUAUGAAGUCUGAGCCUGAGGAUGAUUUUUACCACUCUCCAAAACACGAGAGGUCUCUAAAAAGAGAACGAGAUGAUGAUGAUAACGACGCUGAAUUCAAACCUAAAAAAAUAAAAACUGAAAAUGACAAGAAGGCCAAGAAAAGGAAACAAGACGAGGACAUUAAGUCCAAAAAAACAAAACACAAAAAAGAAGUAACCGAUGGAAAAAAGAAAGCAAAGAAAGAGCCUGAGGAGAAGUGGAAAUGGUGGGAAGAGGAAAGAUACACAGAUGGUGUCAAAUGGAAGUUCCUUGAACACAAAGGGCCGGUGUUUGCACCAGCAUAUGAACCUCUUCCUAGCCAUGUCAAAUUUUACUAUGAUGGUAAACAUAUGAAGCUCAGCCCAGAAGCGGAGGAGGUAGCGACCUUCUUUGCCAAAAUGCUGGAUCAUGAAUAUACCACCAAGGAUAUCUUCCGUAAAAAUUUCUUUAAAGAUUGGAGGAAGGAAAUGACUUCGGAAGAAAGGGCUAAGCUCACAGACCUGAAAAAGUGUGACUUCGCUGAGAUGAGCGAAUACUUCAAGGCACAAUCUGAAGCAAGGAAAGCCAUGUCUAAGGAGGAAAAACAAAAAAUAAAGGAAGAGAAUGAACGCAUCUUGCAGCAAUAUGGCUUUUGCGUCAUGGACAACCACAAGGAACGUAUUGCUAACUUCCGCAUUGAGCCCCCAGGCCUGUUUCGUGGUCGUGGAGACCAUCCUAAAAUGGGGAUGCUCAAACGCCGAAUCAGGCCCCAAGACAUUAUCAUCAACUGCAGCAAGGAUUCAAAGGUUCCUGAGCCUCCUCCCGGCACCAAAUGGAAAGAAAUUCGCCAUGACAAUAAGGUGACUUGGCUGGUGUCGUGGACAGAAAACAUUCAAGGCUCCAUCAAGUACAUUAUGCUGAACCCGAGCUCUCGAAUCAAGGGAGAGAAGGAUUGGCAGAAGUAUGAAACGGCACGUCGACUGAAGAAAUGUGUGGACCGCAUCAGAGCCCAGUACCGCGAAGACUGGAAGUCCAAGGAGAUGAGGAUCAGACAGAGGGCUGUGGCUCUCUAUUUCAUUGAUAAGCUGGCUCUGAGAGCGGGUAAUGAGAAGGAAGAAGGAGAGACUGCAGACACUGUGGGCUGCUGCUCGCUGAGAGUUGAACACAUCAAACUCUAUCCAGAGAACGAGGGUCAAGAGUACGUAGUCGAGUUUGAUUUCCUGGGUAAAGACUCGAUCCGCUACUACAACAGAGUCCCUGUGGAGAAGAGGGUAUUUAAGAAUCUACAGUUGUUUAUGGAGAACAAAGAGCCUGAUGAUGACCUAUUUGAUCGGCUGAAUACAUCAAUCCUGAACAAGCACCUUCAGGAGCUGAUGGAUGGUCUGACAGCCAAAGUUUUCCGUACAUACAACGCCUCUAUCACCCUGCAGCAGCAGCUGAAGGAGCUCACGACUGCGGAGGAGAACAUUCCGGCCAAAAUCUUGUCCUACAACAGGGCCAACAGGGCAGUGGCUAUUCUGUGUAACCAUCAGAGGGCUCCACCGAAGACAUUUGAGAAGUCUAUGCAGAACUUGCAGUCAAAGAUUGACGCUAAAAGGGACCAGCUUGCUGAUGCCAAGAGGGAACUGAAGAGCGCCAAGGCAGACGCCAAAGUACGAAAAGAUGAAAAAUCCAAAAAGGCAGUGGAGAGCAAGAAGAAAGCGGUACAGAGGAUAGAAGAGCAACUGAUGAAGCUGGAAGUGCAGGCAACUGAUCGAGAAGAGAAUAAACAGAUUGCACUCGGUACUUCCAAACUCAACUAUCUGGAUCCUCGCAUUUCUGUGGCUUGGUGUAAGAAGUGGGGCAUUCCCGUGGAAAAGAUCUACAACAAAACCCAGCGUGAGAAGUUUGCCUGGGCCAUUGACAUGGCAGAAGACGACUAUGAA
Messenger RNA from Neolamprologus brichardi, 2376 nucleotides. RefSeq names its product DNA topoisomerase Ia (gene top1a). NCBI's taxonomy places the organism in Eukaryota, Metazoa, Chordata, Actinopteri, Cichliformes, Cichlidae. The record is from RefSeq and is a predicted model, not a curated record. Gene Ontology annotation, cellular component: chromosome; nucleolus. Gene Ontology annotation, biological process: chromosome segregation; DNA topological change; DNA replication. Gene Ontology annotation, molecular function: DNA binding; DNA topoisomerase type I (single strand cut, ATP-independent) activity.